AUGCAGAGGCCAAAUUUGUCAAAGAUUUUCUUGCUCACUCUGUCUGUUUGUCUCUCUCUCUCUCUCUCUCUCUUUCUGCGUACGAAAUAUCAGGAAAGUAUCCUUCUCAAUAAACGCCACGGAAGAAAGGAAUAUAUUAAGAAAUAUUAUAUUAUUCCCUUACACAGAAAUUAUAUCUAUCUAUCUAUCUAUCUAUCUAUCUAUCUAUCUAUAUUUCUCACAGCAUCCAUCGCCCUUCUCCUGCCUCUUAUCGUGGAUGGAUCUUGCAAGAGAGAAUUUGAAGUUACAACCCAAUAUCUGUUUGUUGUGAGAACCCGUCGGCAUCAAAUUGAAUCAUACCUGCAUUUUCUCUUCUUUAGCUUAUGGCGUUUUAGGUUACUUCCUUCUUUUGUUACUUUCUUCUUAUCUAUCUAUCUAUCUAUGUAUCUAUCUAUCACCAUAGUAUUUUUCUUUCUUUCUUUCUUUCUUUCUUUCUUUCUUUCUUUCUUUCUUUCUUUUUGUUUAUGGUAUCUUUCUUUCUUUUUUUUCCUCUUUUCUUUCAAUAGAUUCAUUCUUUGUUUAUGGUAUCUAUCUAUCUAUCUAUCUAUCUAUCUAUCUAUCUAUAUAUCUAUCUAUGGAUCGAUUUUCAUGUUUUUUCUUUACGUCAUUCUUUCUUUCUUCCAAUUGCAAGUUUUUCUUUCGUUUCGUUCUUUUACUUACUUUUUAUUUACAUUUUUCUUUGUAUCUCUUUUUAUUUUUCUUUCUUUUUGCUUUUCUUUAUUUUUAGCCUGUUCCAUUUCUUCCUUUGUUGUAAUAACUUAA
Molecule: messenger RNA, 801 nt
Organism: Acanthosepion pharaonis
Lineage: Eukaryota; Metazoa; Mollusca; Cephalopoda; Sepiida; Sepiidae
Source: the annotation of a GenBank genome assembly